Merops nubicus (carmine bee-eater) is the source of this 1248-nucleotide messenger RNA. RefSeq names its product alkB, alkylation repair homolog 8 (E. coli) (gene ALKBH8). Gene Ontology annotation, molecular function: tRNA binding; S-adenosylmethionine-dependent methyltransferase activity. Gene Ontology annotation, biological process: tRNA wobble uridine modification. The annotation marks the transcript as partial. Gene Ontology annotation, cellular component: nucleus; cytoplasm. The record is from RefSeq and is a predicted model, not a curated record. NCBI's taxonomy places the organism in Eukaryota, Metazoa, Chordata, Aves, Coraciiformes, Meropidae. The transcript is spliced from 5 exons.
AUUGUGAUGGAUUUCAAGCACCCUGAUGGCCAUACAGCAGCGGUUAUGCUGCCCCGAUGCAGUUUGUUGGUGAUGACUGGAGAAUCCAGAUACCUGUGGACACAUGGGAUUACACCCCGAAAAUAUGAUGUCAUUCAAGCAUCUGAGCUUAGGAAAAAAGUUGGAGCAAUCACUGCUGAUGCUGGAGAUUUAACGCUAAAUCGAAGGGAAACAAGGACAUCAUUUACAUUCAGGAAAGUGAGGAGAAACCCUUGCAAUUGCAUUUACCCAUCUGUCUGUGACAGCCAGAAACGACAGCAGAGAGAGGUACAACCUGCAUUUCCCCACAGCGAGGUGGAAGCCUCAAGGCUGGAGCAGGAAUACGUGCACAAGGUGUAUGAAGAGAUCGCCACACACUUCAGCAGCACCAGGCACAGCCCAUGGCCCCAGAUUGUGGAGUUUCUCAGGUCCCUCCCAAAAGGGUCGAUAGUGGCUGAUGUUGGUUGUGGUAAUGGGAAGUAUCUAGGCAUCAAUGAGGAUCUGUACAUGGUGGGCUGUGAUCGCAGCAAAUCCCUGGUGGGUAUCUGUGGGGAGAAGGAUUUGGAGGCGUUGGUCUGCGACGCGCUGUCGGUGCCGGUGCGCAGCGGCUCCUGCGACGCCCGCCUCUCCAUCGCCCUCAUCCACCAUCUCUCUACAGCGGAAAGGAGACUGGCUGCCCUCCGUGAGCUGGCCCGGCUUCUGAGACCUGGUGGAACAGCACUCAUUUAUGUCUGGGCAAUGGAACAAGAAUACAAAAACCAGAAGUCUAAAUACCUUAAGGAAAAGAAUGGUAGUAAAGGCAAAGCAGAGGAAAUCGAUACUGACACAGCCCAGAGACCACUUUGUGGUGAAAUGCCUGAUAGCAGCAGCCCAGACUCACCAUGUUCUGACCAACUCCUUAAUGACUGGAAGGAUGAAGGCUGUGGUGCAAAGCCAGUGGCAGACUCUAGACUGCCUGUUCACACUAACCGAACCUCCUUUCACUCUCAGGAUUUGCUGGUUCCCUGGCACCUGAAAAGUGGCACUAAAAAAAAAGGGGAAGGUGUUGGUACAGUGUUGUUUCCAGAUGGCUCCAAGGAAUCCAAAGAACUCAGCCCCAUUUUCCACCGUUAUUACCAUGUCUUCUGUGAAGGGGAACUGGAGGCAUUGUGCAGAUCCCUGGAUUGUGUGAGGGUUCAGAAGAGUUACUAUGAUCAGGGAAACUGGUGUGUGGUUCUGGAGAAAUUGUAG